Molecule: messenger RNA, 332 nt
Organism: Heterotrigona itama
Lineage: Eukaryota; Metazoa; Arthropoda; Insecta; Hymenoptera; Apidae
Source: the annotation of a GenBank genome assembly
AUGGCACAUAUAGAAGUUACACAACGUAAACCAAGUCUCCUAAAGGAGGCUGUCAUUCAAAUUGGUGCAGGGGGUUCAGCAGGCUUCGUAGAAGCUUGUAUAAUGCACCCCAUGGAUCUUAUUAAAACACGUUUUCAAUUACAAGUUAAGAUGGGAUCGCAAGAUGUUCUCUAUUAUACAGGCACUGUAUAAUCUGUAUCAUUGUAUUAUUUGUACACAUUUUUAUUUCAGUAUUAUUAUUUUAUUGUAAUAUUUUUGAAUAUUUUCUUUUAUUUAUCACAAUUUUUUUUAAAUUAUAUUAUUAUUUAUCAUAGGAAUUAGAGAUUGUAUGA